Molecule: messenger RNA, 1303 nt
Organism: Argentina anserina (silverweed cinquefoil)
Lineage: Eukaryota; Viridiplantae; Streptophyta; Magnoliopsida; Rosales; Rosaceae
Product: transcription factor MYB1
Biological process (GO): regulation of DNA-templated transcription
Cellular component (GO): nucleus
Molecular function (GO): DNA-binding transcription factor activity, RNA polymerase II-specific; RNA polymerase II cis-regulatory region sequence-specific DNA binding
Source: RefSeq, a predicted model, not a curated record
UUGUCUUGUCAACAGCCAACACUGUCUUUUCUCUCACUUCACUACAAAUGGAACCCGAACCGACCCAGGACUCCGCCGCUACCGUCAUCCAAAUCGACGCAUCCGAAGACGAAGCCGGAAGCGGUAAAGAUGCAGCAUCCAAAGGUGGAAUGGUUAAGCUGGUGAAGAGCAAAGUGGGAGGGGCUUGGUCUUCGGAAGAAGACCGAGUGCUGAGUCGGCUAGUGAGUAAGUUCGGGCCCCGGAAUUGGACUGUGAUAUCUCGCGGAAUUCCUGGACGUACUGGCAAAUCUUGCCGGCUCCGGUGGUGUAACCAGCUCGACCCAAUCCUUAAGCGCAAGCCCUUUUCUGAGGAGGAAGAUCAGAUGAUAAUUGCAGCUCACGCAAUCCAUGGAAACAAAUGGUCUGCAAUUGCAAAGCUUUUACCAGGCAGAACAGAUAAUGCCAUAAAAAACCAUUGGAACUCCACACUACGGCGUCGGGAUGCAGACAGAAUGAAGUCAGAAUCAGGUAAUAAGGUUGAAGAUGUUAACUUUGAUAAAACGAAAGCAUCAUGUGAAGAAACACUCUCAAAUGGCGAUGCUAAUUCAUCUAGAUCUAAUGAGGGAAAAGAAGUCAGUUCUCUAGAUUGUACAGAUGAUCAAUAUGAAGACAAGGUAUCAAUGGAUAAUCAAAAUAGUAAUGGAGCCAGAGAACCACGUACUCUUUUUAGGCCGGUGGCACAUGUAAGUGGUUUUAGCGUAUAUAACCAUUUAGGUGACCAGGAUUCUUCAUCAUCAUUCCAUAGGCCAGUUCCAGUUCAAGGACCUGUGGUUCAAGUAGCAAAUCUGGAUGUUGGCAUUUGUAAAUUGGUGGAUGGGAUUUCUGCUGAGCAGUCGGUGCCUGAUCAGUGUGGCCAUGGUUGUUUUUACACGCAGACUGGCAAGAAUACUGAAAACUCUUUGUUGGGGCCAGAUUUUGUGGAAUUCUCUGAUCCUCCUUGUUUUCCGAGUUCUGAACAGGCUGCAAUUGCCACAGAUAUAAGUAACCUUGCUUGGCUUAAAAGUGGUUUGGAGAAUGGUAAUGCAAUGAUCACAGGUGAUGCAGCAGGCACUAUACUCUCUCAUCAGUCUCAUGGGUCUAAAGGGCAAUUUGAGGAGAGUCGAACAAAUCAUCUGUUUCAUCGUGAAGAGAGGAAAGAUAUGUUGGGUAUGAAGACUAAUAUGCUAUCAACCUAAGACCGGUACGCUAUUGAUUUUCGUACAAUCUGAACCUGGAAACUGAGGCUGAGGUUGCUUCUUAAUUGCAUUUUCUAUAAACCAAGAAG